Messenger RNA from Rubroshorea leprosula, 2452 nucleotides. NCBI's taxonomy places the organism in Eukaryota, Viridiplantae, Streptophyta, Magnoliopsida, Malvales, Dipterocarpaceae. The record is from the annotation of a GenBank genome assembly.
UAAAAUCAAGGUGAACUCUGGAAUUGGGGGUCCAGCCAGUGAAGAAUGGGCAAGCCGACAAUGGAGAGGACAAUUCUUGAAUCCUGAUGAUAAGAGUUUCAACGAGCUGCUUCCGAAUAUUUCCAUGGAUAAAAGCAAUUAGCAUGAUCCGCAGAAACAGUUAGGUCAACCUGCAGAUUUAAUGGAAGAGUCGGGGAUAAAUCAAAGUCAAGGCAAUCAGACUGCUGCAGCAACGCAGUUGUUGGCAACUGCCACUGGGGAUCCUGAUUCACAAAGAGAUAUUGGAGAAGAUAGUGAUGAAGCACGGCGUGACAAAAAGAGAAAGAACGAUAAAAGAUACAGAGACAAACAAAGGGAUAGAAGACAGGCACUGGAGGAUGAAAAUGAUCGAUUAAAGCAAGAAAUUCAGCAAAAAGAUAAACAGGAGCAGCGGAUGAAGUCCAAGCUUGAGGUAGUUGAGGCUGAAAAUGCGAGAUUGAAGUGUGAAUUAGAAGAAAAGAAACAGCUAACCAACUCUUUGCUGGACGUGAUUGGGAUUGUAAAUCAACAACAAAUGUCUAUUACUAAUAUGCAACCACUUCUGACCCAAAUUAAACUGGUAGUGGAUGGAUUUGCCUCAAAGGUGGAUGAGCUUCAACAAAAUAUAACUCAACGUUCAGGCACACCUCUUUAUGCACAGCCAUGGCAGCCGCAACACAAUAUAUCGAUAAGUCAAGUCUCUCAGGCUGCUACAUCAACAAUAACGCUGACUCAGCCAGAAGGCACAAGUGGAAUGCAGCAAGCAUUUCAAUUCCCGGGAACAUUCACUGAGGAUUCUCAUGGAUUACCAGAUUUCUUGCUGCAGGAACAAUUAGGCCAAACUGCACAAACAAACGAUGUGUCACCAGAGUUCGGUUUACAUCAGGGACAAGGCAGAAACACAGCAGUCGAAUCGCAGCCAUUGACGGAGGGACUAUCAGAUCAAGAUGCUGAACUGGAAGAAUUUUUCUCAUCCUUCUUUCGACCAAAAAAUACUCCUUGUUGUUUUGAGGAAAGAGGAAGCCGUGUAGUUGCUGCAUCACUUGUGGCUGAAAAUGGUCCAUUAAAGCCUGAAAUUCUAGAAAUACAAGAGCUAUGUCACGAGGACCAGCAGAUGAAGUCCAAUAUAGAGGCAUUUGAGGCUGAAAAUAAGAGGUUGAAGCAUGAAAUUAAAGAAAAAGAACGACAAAUGAAGUUCAACCUAAGGGCGUUUUUGGUUGAUUAUGGGAUAUUUGAGCAUUCAAUGGAAAACAAGAAAAUCCGAGCGUUAAUGUUAAAAAGUAACAAUUGGACAUUAGAAUGGAAAAUUGAAGAAAAGGAAAGGCUUAUGAAGUCCAAUAUGGAGGCAUUUGAGGCUGAAAAAGACAGAUUGAAACUAGAAAUUGGAGAAAAGGAACAACCAAUGAAGUCCAAUCUGGAGGCAUUUGAGGCCCAAAACGAGAGAUUGAAGCGCGAAAUAGAUGUAAAGAAGCAGCUAAUGAAGUCCAAUCUGGAGGCAUUUGAGGCUCAAAGUAGGGGACUGGAACAUGAAAUUCAGGCAAAAGGGCAACUAGUGAAGUCCAAUUUGGAGACACUUGAGGUUCAAAUUAGACAGCUAGUCGAUGAAUUCGAAUAUCUAAAUGUAGCCAAUGUCUCAGUGAAUAGAAGCACGCAAACUCAGUCGGGGAGCUAGCUCACCUUCGAAAUAAAUUUUGAUAAAUUCAAGCUGAACUAACAAAAAGGUAACCGUGCCUGAAUUUUUAUUUGCUCUAAUUCCACUGUUAGAAACUAACCGUUUUGGUUUUUGCAGCAGAGAACAAAAAGGAAAUGCAGAAUAUCCUCAACUGGAGAGCUCAAGGCCUCUCCACCAUCAGUCAAACUAUUGCAAUGGCUCCAGUUCUGAAGAUUGUUCCAUGUUUUAUCUCAGUUGUUAUUCAUUUCCAGUCUCUUCGCUCUGUUUUUAGAUCUAGGUGCCUUCUGGUUUGUUGUAAGAACUCUUAAAUCGUAUUUAAGAGUCUUAAGAAAUGUAAGGGGUCCUCCUGAAGGUAUGCUUCAAGAGUAUAGUUUAAAUAGUGUUGUCUUGUCUUGUAUUAAGUAAGCCAAUCAAUUGAGUUAAAAGGUACCAUUUACAAGGAAUUGCCUAUCAUAUUUUAGGCCUGUAUCUCCUUGUUUUACUUCUAUGGAUACCUGUCUUAAGAAAUGUAAGGGGUCCUCCUGAAGGUAUGCUUCAAGAGUAUAGUUUAAAUAGUGUUGUCUUGUCUUGUAUUAAGUAAGCCAAUCAAUUGAGUUAAAAGGUACCAUUUACAAGGAAUUGCCUAUCAUAUUUUAGGCCUGUAUCUCCUUGUUUUACUUCUAUGGAUACCUGGUUAAUUAUGUUGUUCCUCGAGCAUUCUCCUCCAUCUCCACAUCACGUCAUUGUUAUGCCUCGGUCACAAAAUCAAGUAAAUUAUAAUUA